ACGGUGGUGGUGACACCAGACAUCCAGCCAGCUGUAGGCGGGACUUCCUCCCCUCAACCAGACAUCUCAUUCUGCCCAAGAGACUCCUCUUCAACUCCAAACUCCACCCACAAAAUCAGCCCCGUCAGUGAGGACCCCCACACGUCUGCACGACCAGCACCGAGCAGCAGGGAAGAGGAGUCAGUCACUGUGACGACAAAAGCUGACAGUGAGGAAGAGGAUUCAGGGAAGCGGUCUCCGAUAGCUGCGGGGGGGUUGACCAACAGCCACCCCCCCAGCAGCUACUCCCGCUCCCUGAGCCACAUCAGUGAGAGCAGCGCCGACGGCAUCGUGCUGACGGACAGGGCGGUCCAGUCCGGAGGGGGGGUGUCUCCCACCUCCGGGAUCUCCAUCACUGACAUAGAGAUGGAGGUGCAGAGCAGAACCCCCCCCACAGACGAGAACACAACGGCUGACAAUGCCACAGACCAACAGGACACACACUCCUCUGAACCAGUGGACUCAGAAACACACACACAGCCAGACAUACGCCCAGAGAGCGGGGACGUGACGUACGUGGCGCGGUGGGUGUCGGUGGAGGAGGAGACCCCGGAGGCAGAGUCUCCAUCAAGGGGGAGCGGGGGUCCGGUGGACAGCGGGCUGGAGGACGCCCUGACAGCCGUGGUCUCCUCCCUGGAUGAUUACAGAGGACAGUUUCCCGAGCUGCAGCUGCUGGAGCAGGAGCUGAAGCUGCUGCAGGUCACACUCAAGGGCGGGAGGCACAGCCGCUCCCCCAGCAUGGUCAGCCUCACCGUGGAAACAGCUCUGUGCAGCUUUGACUUCCUCAACACGUCUGACUGUGAGGAGGAGGAUGAGGGGGUGGAGGAGAGAGGAGAGAAGAGGAGCAGAAGUGGCAGGUCUCUGCAGGACAGAGGCUGGGACAGCCCCCCUUCCCCUCUCACCACAGGCUGCACCACGUUAGACUGCGCCCUGGUGGUCCACCUCAACAAGUGCAGCACCCAGCUGCUGUGUCUGGGUAUGUUUGGUCCCCUGUGCUGUGGAGAGAUGUACGCCUUGGACAGACUGCUGAGGGAGGCUCAAGUCCUCGAAACCAUCCGACGCAUCGCCAAGGACAACCCGAGGCACUUCAGACAGCCUGCUGAAGUGAUACCGCAACUGGGCCUGUGCCUGGGUGCUGAAUUACUAUGGCAACAGUGUGUGGGACAGGGCAGUGUGUACAGCGUCUCUGCUGAGAGCUUCCUCCUCACUCUGUCUGCAGUCUACUCCAGAACCCUGCCGGAGAGGGCCAUUAGCAUGGCCGACACAGUGUUCUUGUGCCUAGUUGAGCGAGUGCUGGAUCAGAGGUUACCACGGCGAGGCAACAGAGACGGAGUGAUGGUGACGCUGUUCCAGCUGUGGAGUUACAUGGAGGCCAACUGCAUCACUGACAUGGACACACACAUCACUGAAGUGGCAGAAGAAGUGUGGUUGGUGCAGAGCCUGGCGUCAUGUGACCAGGAAGUGAUCGUGCAGGCUCUGCGGCGCCCUCCAGAGUGCAGCCUGAGGAGAGAGGGACUUCAUGCUGUGGCCAAAUUACUGAGAGACCCGCGAGGAAAAGUGUCAGCCUCUGCCAGCUCUGUGCUGAGGAGCCUGGCUGCUCAGCCCAGGCAGAGGGAGCAGGCGCUGGUCAGCUGUUUGGAGCUGCUGGAAGACGAGCAGUCGGACACCAGAGUGUGUGGAUGCAAGGCUCUAGCAUGUCUCAAGGCCAAAGAGAGUAUCGACCAGUUAGUGUAUCUCUGUCGGAUGGACAAGGACGAUGUCCGAGACGCUGCCAAACAAGCGCUGCUGGUGCUCGGCGAGGAGGGGAAGAUGGCCCACAGACACGUGGAGACGUCUCAGGACAGCAUCCCCAGACUCUUCGCUCCAGGAAGCAUGGCCAGCACUGCUUUCUAACACUUCACACACACACACACACACACACACACACACACACACACACACACACACACACACACACACACACACACACACACACACACACACACACACACACGCACACACUGGGUGGGGGAGAAAACUGAAUUAACACAAAAAGCCUCAAUGAGAAUAUAAAGUAAGUUUUUUUAUUUUCCAAUACUACCACUAAAAAUCAGAGAGGUAUCAAGGAUAGCCACUCUAUUUAACACUGGCAAACAUGUAAAGUUAUUAAGCUACAAACACACCAGUUUAUGUUCAUUGACCUGUGCUAACUACCAAGUUAGAGUGUGAGGAAGGAUGUAAAAUGUGAGCAGGCUUGAAUGGAAAGACAGAUGAAGGGAGGAGAAGGAUGAAAUGGAUACUGAAGGAAGGAAAUGUAAAGCAGAUUCAUAUCCAAAUCAAAUAACUGGAUAUUGAUCCAUCAUGGCACAGACACAAAAUCAUUAUUUUGUAAGUGGAUUAGGAAAAGUGUAAAGAUCUAUUUUAAGUCAAUUCAGAUCAUUCACAUUUUCACAGCCUACUAAGUGCCCAAAAUGUUGAGUGUCUUGUACUCCGACUCUCUGUGGUUUUGACUUGUACCAGUAGGCAUACAUAGAGUAAAUCUGCAGUACAGUGCUUCUCCUACCAUUAACUUUUCUUAGUGGAUACUGCUGUCUCUUGUUAGGGCCUGAGCACGAGAGUGCUGGGACCCCAACGGUGUCCCUAGCACGAAGUGCGAGGAAACCUAUUGUUUUCCUGAAGAUUCUUAUUUAUGGUGUUUUUGGAAAAUGUUACCCCAGUUGCAACAUAUUUUCAUAUAACUCUGCCUUUCCUAUAGCCAUGGCUCUACUAGCUUGUUGAUUUCAAGACUGAGACCUAAGUAAUGCAGCUGUACUGCAACACUGCAAUGCACCUGAGAAUGGAUGAGCUCAAACUUCCCACACUACUGCAUAGAUCUGGGCUGCACAAUUAUUCAAAUUUCAAAUCACAACAGAGACCCGGCCAGAUAACCAAUCAGAGCAGACUGGGCUCUGGUUUCAGACAGAGGGUGAAAAGAGGUGCUGCAGCACAGGCAGUAUGAUACAAAUAAAGAGCUUUUUGAACAUGAAAGCAUGGAGGCAUGUCACAGUAGAGACACUACAUAGAAAUAUGAACCUGAAAAUAUGCAGAAUAGGGCCCCUUUAAUAAAAAAUCCUUGUUUUGUACAGAUUUGCAAAAACAAUCACUAUAUUAUCAUUUUUAUAUGUUUUCCAUUCAUAUGUGAAUAAGGUUUCAAAAUGGUCGUUUACUUCAAUAUCACAAAUCAUAUCGCUAUUGCAAUAUCAGUCAAAAAUAAACACAAUUUGUUAUAUUUUCUAAAUUGUGCAGCCCUAGCAAAGACACUGUGAUGAACUUAUAACAUCAAUAUCCAAACUUCAUACAUGUCACAUCACAGUGGGCAUCAUUCUGAAGUUGACUUGGGUGUCAAAGGUCGGGGGUGAUGGAGAUCCACCAACUGGGCAGCAAAAGAAUGAAUGGGAUUUGUAUUGUAUCCAUUUGUUGACGCAUGUUCUUCAGUCUUAAUGGAACUGUCUCUGUUUUUUUUUUUGCUCAUGUAUAGUAGAGCUAAAUGUAGGUUGGGGCCUCACUGUGGUGCUCAGCAGGACAUGUCUCUGAUGCAUGGACAGAUACUGGAGAUCUGCUACUGCUGGACUCACUGUGAAACGUCUUCCAGUUCAAAAGAUACAAAGGAAAGCUUUUUACUCUCUGUCUCGCAGAGGUUUAUGUUUAAUGCUGUCAUUAUAUUAGCACCAGGUUGAAAAGAAAGAGAAGCUCACACUGUAGUUUUAAAUAAAGAGUUGAAACUGUUGCUAAGCUGCUUCUGCACAGUGAUAGGUUAAAACAAUUCAGUGCCAUCACUCUUUACAAUAAUGACAUAUCUUAUUCUUUAUGGAAUUACAUACUAUAUGAUUAUUUGCCACUGGAGUUCAAUAUUCUGUGAUUGUAAAUAGUUUUUUUUCUUGACAGUCUUUAUUUGUAAAUGUAUACUUUGUUUUAUAAGAUGUGUUUUACUGUUAAAAUGACAUAUAUUAUUAUCAGUUUGAUAAAUUGAUUCAUUGAAUGACUUACCACUGACAUAUCUGCUGUAAAUGAAGUCACUGAAUAUUUACAUUACUGUCAGACUGCUGCGGAGGGCUUUGUCUUUUGAGAAGGCAAAGACACCAUACACCUUUCUUGGUUAGGUAUAUCGACAUUUGUAACAGUUGAACUUCACACUUAAACUAAAGAUUUUCUUUACAAAGAAUGAAUAUUGCAUUUGUCUGUGUUGAGUUGAUUUGGCAUCCUCAAAAAUGUGGUUAUGGAAUUAUAAAUGAUUGAAGGGUGAUACCAGUGUUUUGCAUGUGUAUGCCAUUUACUACCAAUGACAUACUAAAAUAUUUCCACUUCUGCUGCUGACAAUUCUCCAAAGUGAGCCCAUUACACUCACCAAAGAAAAACAUUGUAGACCUACUGUACUUUGUUAUCAUUGGCUUCAUAAUAAAACUAUCUGUGAUUUUAGUUUGGACUCAGGAUUCCAUUAUAACACAUCAUCGUAGCAUUAUGAAUUAGUAACUCUUAAAUAAGAGCUGCAAUUAUGAAACGAUUCCUAAAAUGUUUGAAGGGAUCUUAUCAUCUUAAAUAUUUUCUGAAAAUAAUGAGAUACUAAGUCAUAGUUGGGGGACAAUGUAGUCAUUUUACUUUGGUGAAUGCAGUUAGUAUCAUAAUGGCAAAUAUAAUGGCUAAAUUAAUAAAGUAACAACAUGUAAACACAAAGCUGAUGCUCCCUGUGAUGGAUUACCAAACUCAAGCAAAUGUCAGCUAUACUCAAUAUUGAUACAUUACAAUACAUUACAUUAUGAUACUGUAAACAUAAAACAUUUUACAAAACGACUAACUUUGGAAAAGUGCCAGCGUGUGAAGUCAAGAAUGUAUUUUUGGUAGAUGGGGUUACAAAUAUGCAAGUUCACUGGUUUUAUUUAUCCACACUGAGUUUAACAGAUGUCAGUAAAAAUGCCAAAGUUUCCAGGCCAGUGACCCGUUAAUUGUAAUCGUGUUGAUCCUUUUCAUAGCGACACUGCUGAUGAUGCCAGUCUGCCUUUUCAUUUCCUGAGCACUAAUGACUGAUGGUCUUUUAUUGAUAUCAUAUGGAUGUGUUCAAGUCUCAUACUGUAUGCUAUGCUAACACUAUGAUGUAAACAUGUUGAAUUGAAAUUGACAUUGUGCAGUUCUAGCAGUAAAAAAAAGACAUUUCGACUGACAGGAAAUUAUGUGUAAUUCUUAGCCAUGCCAGCAGUAGCACUGUGGAGAUGGCAAUGUUGCUCAGUUAGCCAGAUAGAAAUAUCUCAACAAAUAAUUCAUAGAAAUUGGGUUCAGGCCCCUCAUUAACCCAGGAUCAUUUGUAAAACCAAUAAUUGUGACAAAAUACCUGGAGGACUACUGCAAUUCCUUAAGCCUCUGCUCUACAUUGUGUUAAGUGCUUUUUGGCAAAUGUUAACAUCAGCAUUACAUUUGUCACUUAGGACACGUUAGCAUGCUCACAUUAGCAUUUAGCUCAAAGUGCCGAAGCAAUUUUCAGAGCUGCUAGCAUGGACUGGACUAUAGGCCUAAUUUUUUCUGUUGUCUAAGCUUUUAAACCAUUGUCGACAAUUUGUUCUGCUUUUUGUUCUAACAACAUGACAUGUAAACAUGUAGUAAUUUCAGUCUUUCUGCAAGUUUAAACUGUACUUCAUUUGUUUUUUUACAACAUGUGAACAUUUGUAAUAAUUCCACAGAAAACAUGACACAGCUUUUGUCUAUAAGAAGGAGGGUCCAGGUUCCUAUAUGAAAUGUGCCAACCCUGUAUACUUCUCUUAGACUGACUUACAUGUUCUAACAACACUGUGAUUGAAAAACAAUUAUCUAGCUGUUCUUAAAAUUAUGUUACCAUUUUCACAGAGGUUAAGGGCCAUAUCUUUAAUAUAUAUAUAUAUAGAGCCAUGAGAAAUAAUGUAACUUCUAAGACUAAAUUCAAGAUUAUCUCAAUGUUAUAAAUAGGACUAUAUCAGAAUAUGGGGAAAAGGUUUAAGUAGAAUUCUGAGAUGAAUUCAUUAUUUAUGAACUCGGAUCUGAAUCUCUGAUUUAGGUAUUCUCAGUAUUUUUCACAAGGCCUAUCCCUUUAUGCAUCAUCCUUUCAUAUUUAUUGAAGGCAAUAAUGACUUACUGAUGUACUGCUGUGUCCCUGAAAAUAACUGUCAUUCAGACAUAUAUUCACAAAGAGCUAUUUGUACAGUGUUUUAAAUCUGGAUGUUUAGUUCUUAUUCAGCAUAAAUUGUGCGACAGGCUGCAGUGUCACUGGAAUCAUAAUAUAGGAUUUUCUUUAAGUGGGAAACUCACUAUUUAUGUAUGUAUAUUUGAUGGCUUCCACUGUGUUAAAUGAUUUUACCACUAUUGUUUUGUGAAGGACAGCAGCUAUCUGCAGCUAUACCUCUGCAUACAUCCCACAGUGUUUAAGUGCCUCAAGCUUUGAUAGUAACAGAGAUGCAAGACAUAGAUGAGAUUGUGUGAAGCAGUGGGAAACCGCUCCAGCACAAUAUAUUUUCCCCACAACCUUGAUUAGUUGUGCAGUAUUGGAAACAUUUCUUUUUUUCUUUUCUAAAAUAUAUUUCCAGUCAUUCUGGUGUUGAAUAUACAAAAUAUUAAAAUAUGUUCAAAGAUUG
Messenger RNA from Gymnodraco acuticeps, 6650 nucleotides. It is a transcript of the gene ripor1, whose product is annotated as RHO family interacting cell polarization regulator 1. The record is from RefSeq and is a predicted model, not a curated record. NCBI's taxonomy places the organism in Eukaryota, Metazoa, Chordata, Actinopteri, Perciformes, Bathydraconidae.